Messenger RNA from Scatophagus argus, 2584 nucleotides. RefSeq names its product zinc finger DHHC-type palmitoyltransferase 20a (gene zdhhc20a). Bases 58 to 1107 code for a protein of 349 amino acids. Gene Ontology annotation, cellular component: endoplasmic reticulum; Golgi apparatus. The record is from RefSeq and is a predicted model, not a curated record. Gene Ontology annotation, molecular function: protein-cysteine S-palmitoyltransferase activity. Lineage: Eukaryota; Metazoa; Chordata; Actinopteri; Scatophagidae. Gene Ontology annotation, biological process: synaptic vesicle maturation; peptidyl-L-cysteine S-palmitoylation; protein targeting to membrane. The transcript has 13 exons.
CAUUUAAAGCCAUGGAUGUGACGUAAGCAGCAGCUAACUGUCCUGCAGCGAUUAAAGAUGGCGCCCUCUCAUGCACUGAAGUGCUGUAAACGGGCUCUGAACUGGGUACCUGUCCUGUUUAUAAACCUUGUUGUCGGCUGGUCUUAUUACGCCUAUGUUGUGGAGCUCUGUGUCUAUACAAUCCCAAAUAAUGCAGAGCGAAUCAGCUACUUGGUCAUCUUUCACAUUUUCCUCGCCAUGUUUAUAUGGUCCUACUGGAAAACUAUUGGGUCCACGCCAGCCAGCCCCUCAAAAGCAUUUGGUCUCCCUAGAGCAGAGAAGGAGCUGUACGAGCGAGAGGAACGGGCCGAGAGGCAGCAAGAGGUUCUGAAGAAAGUGGCGAGGAAUUUACCCGUGUAUACACGCACGACGGGAGGAGCCAUCCGAUACUGCGACCACUGCCAGAUAAUCAAACCUGACCGCUGCCAUCACUGCUCGACCUGUGAGAUGUGUGUGCUGAAAAUGGACCAUCACUGCCCCUGGGUUAAUAACUGUGUUGGAUUCUCCAACUACAAGUACUUUGUCUUAUUCUUGGCCUAUGCCUCACUCUACUGUGCAGUAAUUUGUGCGACAGUCAUCCAGUAUUUCAUCAAAUUCUGGACUAAACAGCUGCCUGACACGCACGCCAAAUUCCACAUCUUGUUUCUGUUUUUCGUGGCAGCCCUGUUCUUCAUCAGCAUCGUGUCACUUCUCAGCUACCACUUGUGGCUGGUGGGAAAGAAUAGGACCACUAUAGAAGCCUUUAGGGCUCCUGUCUUCACGAACGGUCCAGAUAAAAACGGGUUUUCUCUCGGCUUCGGCCGAAAUGUAGCUGAGGUGUUCGGAGACCAAGGAAAGUACUGGCUCUUUCCUGUUUUCUCGAGUUUGGGAGAUGGACAUUCUUUUGUUACAAGAUUAGUGCAAAUAGAUCCUGAGCAAGCAAACAGUAUCCUCCAGCAAAAUGGCAAAAGCCCUGCUGAUGGGGAGACCAAGCCUUGUGUGAUGGACAACAUACACACAGUGGACAACAGCAAAGAGAAAACUGAUGGAGGACAGGAAGUCUCUGUGGCUAUGGAGAGUGAGCCAUAGCAGGUCGCAAGCACAUCUGUAAAGAGCUCAUCAACUAUGAUGCCUUAAAGCAGGAGCAUCAGCACCUAGAGGAGCCGUCCUCCACCCUCAUCUUUAAACUAGCACCACAACAAUACUCUCAUCAUGUCAACAGAGACUGUACAGUGACCUCAUACCUCAUGCAACAGUCUGAAGCAGAGGUGACUCACAGGGUUUGUCUUUGUAUUGAGCCAAAGACAUUCAAAUAUUUUCUUAAUAUUGCAUCUGAAAAUACUCUGGGACUGCUUUUUGACCCUUGAGCCAACAUAUGUCUGCACUGUCUGUGUCUAUCUACAUGGAUUAAUCACAUUAUACUUUGUAAUUGGAGAAUCUUCCUUUGUCAGUAUUAAUCACGCAUUAAUAACAAAGCCUGGUUAUGUUCGAUGUAGUGCAGUCGGAGCUACUAAAGUGAGAAUUGUAUAACUCGUACAGAAUGGUGAAAUGCAUUUCGACACUGUCAUCAGUGUGAUUUUGAACUCCAAGCACAGUGCAAUUACUAAGACCAGAAGUCGGUUUUCGAAUGGUCUAAUUUAGUUUACAGUUUACGUGAUUGAAAAAAUGUCAAGGUCUUUCUGUUUACACUUUUAAUAUAUUUAUUUUUUACAUUUUAAAUUUUUUAUACUGGUGAUAUAAGCUUCAAAUGUGAUGACCAAAUCCAGUCCAUCAAGUUAAAAUGGUUUCAUCUUAUUUUAAAUUAUUAAUUAAUAACCAAUAGAUCUCAUAUGCGUUAUUAUAAAUGAAAUUAACAAUUUGUCAUUGCACUGUAAAUAUUUUAAGCUCAUAAAUUAUUUGCAAAAUUGCCUUGCCUUUCAGUGUCUAUUGAUUUCUUUUUUUUUAUGGCUUAUUUGUUUUAUUCAUUUUUUUAAAAAAGGUAUUGACAGUCACAUUUGUCCCUUUCAUGGCCAGUUCUUUACUACUGUAUGUGUCUGUUUUUAAACUAAUUAGUCUUGAUUUUUAAUGUAAGGAUUAAAUCUGUUUCCCUUUCUUUCUUUUCCAGUUUGAUGAUAAGAUUUAUUUGGAAAUUGAGAAAUAAGAGCACAAAAUGAAACCCCAAUAAAACCGUUGAAUGAUGUUACCAUAAAGGUCAGGGACGUUUGUGUCCUUGAGUCUGAACCAGGACAGAUAAGAUGGACUUUAUAUUCCUUAGAUGAAAGAGUAGGUUAGUGUCAUCAUAAAUGCUCCUCUGUCUCUCCAGGCAGCUCUUUCAUUAUUUUACAUUUCUUUUAGUGAUGCACAGCACAGUGUGCGGUUUGCCUGAAUGAUUAGUAGAUAAUGAACUCAGAGAACCUCACAGAAGUUUAAUAACUAAGUUCACUGACUGAACCGAAAAUCUAGAGCUACUAAUAUAGUGAAAUCUGUAAGAUCAUUUAAUGAGUAAAAAUUAUUCAUGCCGGGUGAUCCUUGUUGUUCUCUAACAAUAAAUGCAAUGUAAGAAACUGUGUCAUUUGUCAUCCUAAAC